AUGGAUGCGGAAGGCUGGUGGCGUUUUGUACCGACAGCAAUGUCAGAAGGCUAUGCCAAAAAACAUGUUUCUCAAGAGACUGCCUUACAAAUCAAACAAGUAGAUUAUAUUCAUUUUAUAAUACAAUUAUUAUCGAAGGCUGAGAGAAUAAAAAAUUUUCUGGAAAUUGUUAAAAGUAAUAUUGUAGCAGUGCCGCCUGCAGGCAGCUGUCGUGAUGAGCAUGCCGAUUGCCCAAAGUAUCGCAAUCUUUGCAAUAUUGGUGAUUAUGCAACUCAUAUGCGAGUUAAAUGUCGGAUGACUUGUAGUUUGUGCUGA
Molecule: messenger RNA, 315 nt
Organism: Dracunculus medinensis (Guinea worm)
Lineage: Eukaryota; Metazoa; Nematoda; Chromadorea; Rhabditida; Dracunculidae
Source: the annotation of a GenBank genome assembly